AUGCUUUCUCUCGUUCUACUGCCCUGCCUUCUUCUUGGCACCUUCGCGCAAGCAAUUCUGCUUCCAAGUCCCCCGGGAUCGGCCAAUGUUCACAUCACUCAUUUCCCUCUGACUGAUACAAAUCGUGUCGACCCUUUUGCACCGUGUUGCAAUCAACCACGACGGCUGAUGGUAACACUAUACCAGCCAGCCACCUGUCAACAGAACGAAGCCAUUACCUACAUACCGCCGACAUCAGCGGCUUCAUUGAAAACGGUGUUUGGUCCCUACCUACCAAAUAUAAGCUUCGACAACUUCCAGCUACAAGUCUGUCCCGAGACCCCAGUGAACAACGAUGCGCCGCUUCUAUUCUUCUCUCCCGGUUACCUAGCCCCUCGCGUGGUAUAUGCUGUUGUCUUGCAGUGGGUUGCCUCGUUAGGCUUCAACAUACUCGCCAUAGAUCACCCCUAUGACGGAGCAAUUGUUGAGUAUCCGGACGGCAGUUAUGUGGAAUAUGCCAAUGUCACAAUCCCCGACGAGAUCCUCACAUUACUCGCACCUCGCGUUGCAGACGUUUCUAGCGUAUUGAACGCGGUGACUAAUAGUACGCGGUGCCAGCAGCUUGGAAUACCUACGCUUAAUACUGAGCGAAUGGCUGUCUUCGGGCACUCAUUGGGAGGCGCUACAGCAGCUGGUGCUAUGCUGGUAGAGCCCCGACUUCGGGCUGGCUGCAAUAUAGAUGGGGGCCUUUGGGGAGAGGAGAUUACCACGAACAAUGAUCGUCCGUUUCUACUACUUACUGCAGAGAACCACCCGGCGGCGGAUACAUCUUUGGAGGAGAACUGGCCUUACCUGACGGGCCGAAAGUGGCACUUGGAGAUCAGUGGUACGGCACACAACACUUUAACCGACUUCCCGAUCUUGUCAAGCCUCCUCGGGACCAACCUGACUGAUCCGGCUGUUGAAGCUUUCAUUGGAACGAUUGAUUCGAUCCGUAUACUGACGAUUCUGCGGGAAUAUAUUGCAGCGUUCUUCCAUGAAAUACUCGAGGCGAAGCACGAGGAGCUGCUCGAGGGACCAAGCAUGGAUUUUCCUGAAGUUCCCUUCCUGGAUCUGUCGUCGGGCAGCUACUAG
Exophiala aquamarina CBS 119918 is the source of this 1113-nucleotide messenger RNA. RefSeq lists its product as uncharacterized. The transcript has a single exon. The record is from RefSeq and is a predicted model, not a curated record. Lineage: Eukaryota; Fungi; Ascomycota; Eurotiomycetes; Chaetothyriales; Herpotrichiellaceae. Gene Ontology annotation, molecular function: 1-alkyl-2-acetylglycerophosphocholine esterase activity. Bases 1 to 1113 code for a protein of 370 amino acids.